Molecule: messenger RNA, 537 nt
Organism: Cladocopium goreaui
Lineage: Eukaryota; Dinophyceae; Suessiales; Symbiodiniaceae
Source: the annotation of a GenBank genome assembly
AUGAAGGAUAGUCCUGGAAGAGGUGAUGAGAGCACAUUGAGUUUGCUGGAGCGUGGCGAAAGUGAAGGAUCUGGAGCUACACCCUGGCUCUUACGACGCGAGGGGCGGCAACAGGAGCAAGCGGAAGAUAUCAGGAAAGAUGGCAAGACUCAGGCGGCCGAGGAGCCACCUUGCGAACAGGAGCGACCACCAAGUGGGCUCAAUGCAGCUAGUCGUGCGGCUGAACUGCACACAUCGGAGGAGCUGCGCUGGUGCAUCUUGGGCACCGUUAUCUUUGUCCUAGCGGUGGUUUGCUUGGGCUUCGUCACACGAGCUGUGCCAGUUCAUCGCUUGAGUAGGGUGGCUGACCUGCACCAUGCGGUGACUCAUGGAGGACCUGUGGAUGUGGCAGCUGCACGACCCCCAUUGUUUGACCAGCCAGAUUGCUUCACAGAGAAUCGCUAUCUUUGGGAACCGGCCAAGAAACUUUGGUGCUGUCGGGAGGCCAGGACCCAUGGGAGGACACCACAUUUUGAUUCAGAACAUUUUGGGUUUUGA